This is a messenger RNA of Trichosporon asahii var. asahii CBS 2479, 789 nucleotides long. RefSeq lists its product as uncharacterized. The record is from RefSeq and is a predicted model, not a curated record. The transcript has 2 exons. Lineage: Eukaryota; Fungi; Basidiomycota; Tremellomycetes; Trichosporonales; Trichosporonaceae. The coding region runs from base 1 to 789 and encodes 262 amino acids. Gene Ontology annotation, cellular component: membrane. Gene Ontology annotation, biological process: mitochondrial respiratory chain complex I assembly.
AUGAGCUCGCUGUGGGCCAGACUGACGUCGCGUGCCAAGAAGCCCAACGGCCUCGUCGGCACCGACCUCCUCGGAAACAAGUACUACGAGAUCCCCACCUCGUUCGGCCGACCGAAGCGUUUUGUCGAGUACGCCGAGCCGGGCACCGAAGGCUCCAAGGAACGUAUGAUCAACAGUGGCAAUUACAGCAACCGGCUCGAGUAUCGCUUGGGUACGCAGCAGCUGCCCGUGCAGUGGACGGCGUGGAUGAGCUUCACGCGCGCGAACCCGCCGACAAUGGACGAAUUGAAGCGCGACUACGUGCGCCAAGAAAGGCUCCGGCAGCGCGUCGCCGAGAUUGAGGAGAGGGAGAGACUCGAGCGCAUCGAGCAGGGAUACCUGAACCCGGACGGGAGCGAGAUCGACCCCGACCGCCUGGAGGCGCCGCGGGACCUGCAGCCCAAGAUUGGCGGCCCCAAGGGCGCCAAGGGCGCGUACAGCUAUGCCGGCGCUGGCAAGCCGAGCAGCUACGCGAGCCAGAAGCCGUCGGUCGCGCAGGCGCGCGGGUUCGAUUUGCCCCCCUCCGCUGUUCAGGAGGCGUCCAAGGCUAUGGGGCAGGAGAGCUACCUCGCCCCGCCGCGCGAGAAGGUGGACGCGGCGCAGCACGAUGAUGCCGACGAGCUCCGCAGGCUCGCUAUGGAGGACACGAAGCGAAGGAUGGAGGAGAGUGGCGUCACGGAGCAUCGUGAGCAGGAGGACGUGCAGGGCCUCGGACAAGGCUUCAAGCCUGCGCCGCGGCGGCGGGGCUAG